AGCAUCCCAGUGCUAAUUCCAUUAUACAUUCAGUCUGGAAGCUACAGGGCUGGCUUCUAAUUGCUUUGUAUCUCCCUGAGCUCUGUGAAUAUGGCUGCUAAGGGUAAGAGGAAGGAACGUUAGAGAGAGUGGCUGCAGCUGAUUGGAAAUUUUUGUGCUAUUUCACCUUGCUGAGGAUCUAAUCUGGUCGAGCUUUGCUGGAAAGGAGAGGGAGACGGACCAAUACAUAAGCAGAAGUCGGAGUUGGAGUCAUGCAAUCCUUCAGAGAAAGGAGUGGUUUCCAUGGCAACCAGCAGUGCUACCAGCAGGAGGCACAUGAAUUAUCACGCCUUGAGAAUUACAGGCAUCAUCAGAGCCAGACAAGACAGGGCUAUGAGGCGCAUGCUCUUGCAGCAGCGAAGGACUGUUACAGCCAGCAAGUCUACCAUGGCUACAGCAACAGCACCGGUGCAGAUAAGCAAUACAAAGGAGCAAAAAUCCCAACCCAGCAUCUGCAAAACAGCUCGUCCUUGACUGGCUACAGCAACCACCUCAGCAAUGCGUAUUCAGCCCAGUACGUAAGCGAGGGACACCUGCAGCAAAAGUGGGAAGACUCCUCCCAUUUACCCCAGUAUGAGCAGGAGCUCUUAGGAAGGCUGGAAUCUCCCACCAGUGGUGGUCAGUACCUUGAGCAGAGCUUACACUCUAUAUCCAGGAGCCAGUGCUCCCAUUCUACCCAUCAGAACCCCCCAGUUUAUACCACCCAUCACCAGCAAAAAGUCCAACAAGACACCUCCACCUCCCCUAUGACCUACACACAAGGCUCCCUCCAUUUUCCUCAGCACUCCCAAUCGCUCUCCUCCUCAACUCCUUCCUAUACUGUGGUGGACAAAUCCAACCAAACUAGUCGUUGCUACAAAAACUAUGUCAUGCCUUCCAAUUCCCAAUACAACAGGCAACUUGGGAGUGGCACUAUCAAACAAGGUGGCUACAGAGCCCAGACUAAUUAUAGCUACCAGUCGACUCCUGCCAGAGUUGGCUAUGAACAGCAAGCUUCCCUGCAAGCAAUGCCCAAUACCCAGGACAACCUUUCAAAGUACCAACAUUAUAACCAACCCCAGCAGAACUACUGCCUGACAGACAUCUCUGUGAGGUCUCCCGAGCAGUACUACCAAAACUGCAGUCCCAGUUCAAGCCACUCCCCGGCUAGAUCUGUUGGGAGAUCUCCCUCUUACAGUUCCACACCUUCUCCCUUAAUGGUCAACCCAGAGAACUUCCAGUACAACCAGCCACCCAUCACUACAGGGGCUUCAUCGUCCACUGGCAUAAGAGACCAGAGUCUUGUGAUGCCCUCUCACACCCACUCUUCCAAUCUCAACCCUCAACCCACCAGUUAUGCAGGAUCUCUCAAGGACAGGUUUUCAGAGAAGCUUCUCUCCAACCCCAGCCUUUGGAGCCUCAAUGCACUGACUUCUCAAGUCGAGAACAUUUCUAAUAACGUCCAACAGCUUCUGCUUUCCGAAGCUCUUGUCUCCAACAAGAAAGGUGGAAAACGGACCCCUAAAAAAACAGAAGACUGUCAAGGUCAGCUGAGAGCUCUGGAGGAUGGGGCUGAGGCACAGCUGGCCACACCUGCGUCUGAACCUUUCAGCACACCUCAGUCAGUCCACACAGAAAUGCAAGAGGGAGAAUACUCAAGCAGUUCUGAAGAGCAACUUGAGAGUAUCUAUUACAUGUGCAGUCAGAACAGUCCAGCCCAGACAACAAACAAUUCACAGCUUAUCCUCGAAACUGUAUCUUCAGAUUCUGUGACUUCACCUGGCAAUAUGUCAGCCAAAUCUAAUGACUCUCUGCACAGUGGUGAACCAGGAGAACAUUAUACAACCUUACUGAAGAACCUAGGCAAAGACAACUCUCCAAAGAGCCAGUCUGCCUCUAGUCCUCUGAAACAAGAGGAGAACUCUGCCACUGCCAUUAUCAAGGAGAACUUUGAAGAGUCAGCUUGGCCUGAUAAGACAAAAGCAGAAAAGGAAGAAAUAAAGGAGCCUGUAGUCACAGAUGAUGAGAAGGGUGACAUCUGUUUGCUAGACCAAGGAGGCUGGCUGGAGGAAGAGAAAUACCCAAUGUUCUUUCAUAAAUUAAGCAAAGCAUUAAUAAGUAAAAGCUAUCCCAAUAGCAUGGGGCAGAAAACAUACCAGGACAUCCAGUAUGUGACAGAUGAGAGGGAAGACUGUGAGAAGCCCUCAAGCCCUGCCGAGUUUCACUGUGGGACGGCUGCAGGCUCUGAUGUGGAGGCUGAAAUGUAUAAUUCAGACUUUCCUGCAGAUUUAAACGUCGCAGGUAAAGCUGUGCAGUUCAACUGGAGCAAUGACCUUGUACAAGACCAAUAUUUAACCAUGAAAGAGGAAGUCUCCAAUUAUUCCCACUUUAAUUCCAGAGUCGAAGUAUUUGAAGAAAAGCUUUCAGCAGCUGAGAACCAGGAGAUGUAUGCUGAGGAGUGCUCUGUCGAGUCGUCAGAAUCCAAUAAACCUGCUGUGAUAAAGGACAAGCAUGGCUCACUAUCCCCUGAAGAGACAUUUAAGAGCCAGGUAUGGACUCAGGAGUCUGCAGAAUGCAGUAGUCCAGAAGAAGACCAGGAUAAUGGAAAGCAGAUCCCAGAAUCUAAAGAAACAUUUUUAGAGUCAAUCGUCCAAGAGGCAGCCUUUCCUAGCACUGAAAGAUCAGUAAUGUACGAUGUCUCACCUCAACAUCCUUCUAAGACAAUAGUUUUAGUGACCCCUGAUGGAACGACACCUUUGUCCCAGACAAGUGACAACAGUGAUCUAGAGGACAGCAUGAUGCUUGCCCAUGACAUACCUCUUUUAGCCACUCAGUCAGUGAUUCACUCAUCAUGGGCUGAUACACCUCCCUCUUCAAAAAAAUGGGAUGAAGAAAUAGAGCUUGGAAUUGACUGUCUAAAUGAAGUGUCGGAGUCCUUUGAAUCGGAGUCACUGAGUACAUCAGCAAAGCUCAAUGAAUUAAACAGAAAACACGAUGAGGAGAAAAGCAACCAACCAGGAAGAUUAAUGCACACAAGUGUUCGAAUUAGAAGGCUUUCUAGUCUGGUAGGAGAGGGGCUGCCAACGGCUCCGCAAGCGAUCAAUAUGUCAUCUAGUAAAAAUACAGCUUCAGCAGACCAGACAGAAGCAACUAGCAACAAUCUGUCUAGUCAGAUACCUAAACGUUUUGCAGACAACCCACCAUCAAGGAUGUGUACUCGGUCUUUCACAGCGCAGGGUAUCCCCAAGGCUUGUGUGCAUAUAAAAAGACAAUCAGCCCCUAGCCUCCCAAAGACAGCUUCCUCAAAAGACCUUCUUUGUCACCCUACAGACGUGUUUUCCAAAAUCAAGUGCUUCAAACACAAAGGCCUAAAGUCUUUUGAAGGUUGCAUUAAGGGCAAAAGGAGUUUGAGUGAGUGCUGCCCGAAUGGGGAAGACCAGGAUGUUGCCCAGAGUAUACUGCCACUGCUAAAAGAGCAACGACCAAUGGUAUUGAGGUCAAGAAAGCAAAAGCAAGAGAAGCCACUGAAAGAAAAAGUCAAAGAAAAAAGAAUACCCAAUCUCCUGCCUAGGAAGCUUAAAACACCACAUAAGCAGAAGGCUGUCUUUCUGAAAGGUAAGGCACGAGCAAGUCCUAAACAGAACACAGCUGACUCCCAUCGAAAAGUGGUGUACAGAAUAAAAAACAAAAUUGAAAAGCCAGCCGAGAAUCUGUUAUCCGCCCUCAAGAGGAAGUCCAACGGCUGCUCACCCAUCCCUGUGAAACGACACAGAGGUGUGAAACAGGGGAAAGGUGAGGCACUCCCGGCCCCAUUAAAUAACAAAGGGGUGGUGGCGAAACCUCCCAAUAAGAAAUCACGGAGUGGAGCCCAUUUUAAAACCUCUUUAAACAGUUACCUUACCAAAGAAUUGCCUCUCAUAGUCUCAAGUGUUGCCCCUUGCAUUCAGGCUCAGUACCCUGCUAAGACUAAAUAUCUACCCCCAAGGAAAGGCAGGGGCCUUAAAUAUGAAGCUAUGGUGCAGAAGAUCACAUCUCCAGGCUCCAAGAAGCAUGCUUCUAGCACUUACGUAGAAAAUACAGUGGCUAAUCCAACCACUGCAUUGCAGAGUCACGAAGAGAAUGAGCAAAUAAAGGAAGCACAGCAGCUGAAACCAAGGGCUGAUGCAGAAUCACAGAAUGUGAUUGUGGAACUAGAAGGAAGCUUUGUCAAAAGCCCUCCUUCAAAAAGAAGGAAACUGUCAGUUGGACAGAUCUGUGUAAGUAGGACCCAAAUUGCCUCAGCCUUUGAAACAGAAGUGAAUUUAGUUGUUGGACCAAGGCUAGCUAAACAAAGGGCAAUCAAAAACAAUCACGAAAUGCACAUGAAACAACGGAGGAGAAGGAGAAAAGGUAUUGGGUCAACGGUUCCUGAAGACAAUGUUGUGGCAGACCAGCAUUCUUCAACCCCUUUGAUUGCAUCACUUCCCCCGGAAACAGAACUGGCAACACCCACACCAGUCACUGUAGAAACAAGCAAAUGUAAGAGGGUCAAUCAAAGGUUAUCUCAGCCGAAAAAGAAGCAGGUGACAUAUUUAGAUAACAAGAGUAGGAAAAAUCAAAAGAUUGUUAAAAAAACAGGGACAGUCAGAAGGAAUAGAAAGCUUUUAAAUUCAGUUAAGACCAAGAGGAAUGGAUGCAGGCUCAAGAACCGACAUAAAAAACAAUGUGCUCCAAUAGUAGAAGACAAGGAACCUGAGAUCCGAUUAAAAUAUGUGUCGUACAAGCCUCAGAAAAAUGAAAACAAACCACCUCAGUUCUGUCCUUAUAUUCACAUUGACAAGUCAAAAGAGUUGUCUUCUAUAUGUAACAUUGUUAACAGGCCUGAAGAAGAAUGUCAGCUUCUUCAGACAAGGAAAAAUAACUCACCAAGGAUAAAGAACUCUGUAGCAGUUGCCAAGGUGAUGCCGAACUCUUCUGUCAUGCAGCAGGGGCCUUUGAUAAACAAGAAUCUGAUUGACAGAUGUCUAACUUGCUGCCUGUGUAGAAAGCCUGCAAAUUACAGAGAGCUGGGAGACCUCUGUGGGCCAUACUACCCAGAGGACAGCAUACCAAGAAAAACACAAUCUUUUAAGUGCAAAACAGAGUUGGGGGAGAAUAGGGUGAAAACGAUAUGUAGCUCUGUUCAAAGUGAGGCCACAGAGCUAGAAACUGAGAAGAGCAGCAGUAGUGUUGUUCCUGGAAGGCCCAGAUGGCUCGACAAGUUACCAGGGGAGCACAGCGGUGUCCGAUCGAAGUUUAGGGAUAGAUGCCGAAAGUUGCAUCAGUUUCAGGGGUACAACAGGAAAGCUGUGGACGCAGAGUCGAACCCUCUGAAAGAACAGGAUGGCAGUGGGCCAGUCUCAGAGCAUUUGGAGCUGGAGAUAGAGUCUAAAGAGCACUGGGUACAUGAGGCCUGUGUAGUAUGGACUAAUGGAACGUUCCUUGUCGCGGGCAAGCUGUAUGGACUUCAGGAAGCUGUGCUGGUGGCCAGUGAAACGAACUGUUUGAAAUGCCAGGAAUCUGGGGCCACAGUAGGCUGUUGUUCGAAGGGAUGCACGCAGAAAUUUCACUACGUUUGUGCCAAAGAUAUGGGUAAGUACUUUUUCGACUGCUGGAGCUGUUAAUAUAUGUUCUGUAGCUACAUUCAAACAGAAUUCCUGGAUCAGGUAGGAUGUUCUGUGUAUAUUAAGUUUGGAUGACACAAAUUUAGGGCGGGUCAGCAGCAGAUGUGUCUCAGCUUUAUUUUGCAAACAGAGAAUAAUCUAAUCGACAUACAGGUUUAGCAGCUUGAAAAUGUUUGCAAUGCAUGUUGCAUUUUUAAAAACAUGGUGGUCGUUAAUUUGAGUUUGUUUAGUUCAAUUUAUUAAAUUAGUUUUAUUGA
Messenger RNA from Polyodon spathula (Mississippi paddlefish), 5917 nucleotides. Its product is annotated as retinoic acid-induced protein 1-like. The transcript is spliced from 3 exons. The record is from RefSeq and is a predicted model, not a curated record. Lineage: Eukaryota; Metazoa; Chordata; Actinopteri; Acipenseriformes; Polyodontidae. Gene Ontology annotation, molecular function: protein binding. Gene Ontology annotation, cellular component: nucleus. The coding region runs from base 252 to 5660 and encodes 1802 amino acids. Gene Ontology annotation, biological process: regulation of transcription by RNA polymerase II; circadian regulation of gene expression.